Messenger RNA from Cokeromyces recurvatus, 656 nucleotides. RefSeq lists its product as uncharacterized. Bases 66 to 380 code for a protein of 104 amino acids. The record is from RefSeq and is a predicted model, not a curated record. The transcript has 2 exons. Lineage: Eukaryota; Fungi; Mucoromycota; Mucoromycetes; Mucorales; Mucoraceae.
UUUUUUUUCAAUUUAAAUAUUACAGUUCCAAACUUGCAUUAAUAAUAAUAAUAAUAAUAAUAAAUAUGUACGCCAGAACAGCAGCUUCCCAGGUCACAAAAGCCUAUCGCUCUACUUAUAUUACUUCAUUGACAUCUACAUCCGUCACUCAAACUUCAAGAACUAUGACUGCCUUUUCUCAUAUGUCAGAUAAUAAUCCAGAAGUACUUGAAAAAGAAAAGGAAAAGAGUUUGAAGAAAAAAGAAAAUAAGGAAUGGAAUGAAAAGUUAGCCUCUCAUAGUGAAGCAGCAGUUAAGGCUGAUAAAGAACAAGAUAAACCUAUCAGUACUUUACAAAAUGAAACUAUUGAGGAACUUGAAAAGAAAAGUAAAGAAGAAUAAUCGUUAUAAAUAGAUAAUAUACAAGCAAAAAUAAUAAAAAAAAAAGAUAACAAAAGAAUGAACGUCAUCUUUAAUAAAAGCUAUCCUAUUAAACUUGUCAUACGUGGGGUGGUAAUGACAAUGUGCUCAUAACUGGUUGUAUUUUGAAGAUAGUCUUUACUUUUAGUCAUGUAUUUAUAUUCCGAUAACAUAUGCUUAUGAUUCUCUCCGAGAAAAUCAACAAUACUCCUCCUUACAUAAUACUAAGCUUGAACAGAUUAAAGUAACACAACUGAG